Stomoxys calcitrans (stable fly) is the source of this 1875-nucleotide messenger RNA. Its product is annotated as trichohyalin-like. Bases 1 to 1875 code for a protein of 624 amino acids. The transcript is spliced from 4 exons. Lineage: Eukaryota; Metazoa; Arthropoda; Insecta; Diptera; Muscidae. The record is from RefSeq and is a predicted model, not a curated record.
AUGACAAAAGCUGAACUGGACAAUGUGAAGAAAUCGAUUGCAAAGCUACGUCGUCGCCAUUUAAAAGAUCUACGGAAAAUCUUUCGCCUCAAUGUGGAAAUUGCCUAUGAGAAAAGUCAGCAAUUGGAAUGUAAGAAAAAAUUAAGCCUAAAGAAAAAGCUCGAAGAUAAAUUACAGAAAAUGGAAGAAAUGAAAAUCAAAAGACUUGGACAUUUGCAAAAUGAAAGGCAGUUAAGAAUUGCGUUGCGAAUAGAACGUCUACAGAGACUUAAAUAUAUGGCCACAUUGAGUGAGGAGGACAGACAAAUUUAUCUGAAGGAAUUAAAGGCUCAACGGAAAAGAAGAAAAUUAUUUAAGGAAAAAGGUAAACAAGAACAUCCGGCAGUGAAACGUAUAAGACGUCAAAUAAGAAAAACGAAGGCGAAGAAGGAUUUUUUGAAAGGCGAUAUUUUAUCUUUGCGUUCCAGUAUUGAUCAUUUUCAUCAGAUACGAGAGGCUUUAAGAGAUACAAAUAAAAGGUUUAGAAAAAAAGCCACAGAUAUUAGAAAAGUUUUGUUGACUGAAAAAAUGUCUAUGUCUCAUCUAAAGGAGGUCAGUCAAAGUUUAUUGAGUGGGAAGUCAAAGCAGAAACUACGUAGCCUUGGAGAAAAUUCAUACAAGGCAUCUGACACAAAGUCAAAUGAUAAAUUAGCGCUCUGUGAUAUACGCAUAGAGAAAGCGCCAGCGGGGACCAUGGCAUCUAAGCGCAAAGGUUGUAAAUUUUCAAAAUUAAAAGAACUAGGCCAAGCCGCCAAACAAAGUAAAAAAUCGAAUGGGAAGAGAAAAGAUUGGUCCUCCGCAGAUAUUGGACCUCCAGAUUUUCAUUCUAUGAGAAGGUCUCGACGUAGCUCCACUAGGCCAUCCACACAUUUCCCUGAAGCCGAGUUCCAGGAAGAAAAGGAACUUGCCAAUAAGCCCCAAACCUAUGAUCAAAAAUAUUUUCGCAAUUUACUCAAGUCAAAGUCACAAAUUAUACGCCAACACUUGCAAACUGAGCGACAAAUAAAAAAAGCCCAACUGGAGAAAAAACAAAAGGAGGCUCAAGAAGAGGAGAGGCAAAGAAAGCUACGUGAAUUGGAGACUCGUAGAAAACGUAGAUCCACAUUUAAUAAGGAUAAAGAAUUGGAUAGGCUGUUGAAAGAAGCCCUUGAAGGUAAAUUUAAUCAAGCUGAUGUUGUGCCAGCCGAAAUGCCUGUGGUCAGUGAGGAUAUAUUGAAAAUGUCCACCAAAGGGGAAAAAAUCAACAUUUGGGAUCUUAUGCCUAGCAGAAAAAUUGAAGAAAGUACAUUAAAAGAAACAUUGGAACAUGAAAAAUCCUCUAAAGAAGAAAAGAAAUCCAGCAAAUCCCGCCUUAUAAAGAGAACUUCAAAAUUGAGGAAAAUAAAAUCCCAUGGACAUUUGAAACUGGCUAAAACAACCGAUUCUGAGGAAUCAAAUGUUGAAGAUUUGACAUCUGAAGUGACGCCAAGCCAUUUAUUGGAUGGCAAAGAUGGCUCCAAAGAAGAUCAAAAUGAUGGGGAACCCCCUAUUAAGGAAACCGUAGAAGAAGAGGCUCUUAUGAAGUCUUUAAAGAAACGCAAGGCCAAAAGGAGGUUUCCCAUUAGACGAAAGAAAUUUUUGGAAAUUUUAAGUGAAAAAGGUUAUGACUCCGACAGCAUUGUGAUAUGCAGUCCUUGCGGAAUCAAUCCCAGGCAGCCGGUUGUACGCACCGGAUUGACCAGAUGGAAUCCUUUGUCGGCAAGGAUUGCCGCCUCAGUAACAUGCAAUGGCCCCAUGGCUGAGAGUCGACUGAGGCCAGCGUCUACUGCUGUCGAUAAUGAUGAUGAGCUGAGCUGA